This is a messenger RNA of Pseudovirgaria hyperparasitica, 2902 nucleotides long. Its product is annotated as putative DNA ligase I. The coding region runs from base 39 to 2747 and encodes 902 amino acids. Lineage: Eukaryota; Fungi; Ascomycota; Dothideomycetes; Acrospermales; Acrospermaceae. The transcript has a single exon. Gene Ontology annotation, cellular component: DNA ligase III-XRCC1 complex. Gene Ontology annotation, molecular function: DNA binding; ATP binding; DNA ligase (ATP) activity. The record is from RefSeq and is a predicted model, not a curated record. Gene Ontology annotation, biological process: double-strand break repair via alternative nonhomologous end joining; DNA recombination; mitochondrial DNA repair.
GUCAGGAAUUCGAUGUGAGAUGUUUGGUCAAAGCAGUAAUGAGUAGUCCAGCGAAGAAGAGAAAGAAGAAAGAUGAUGCCGAACCAAAGCCCCAGGUCAGAAGUCUCGACUACUUCUUCGGAAAGCAAAGAUCCCUUCCUGCAAAUGAUGUGCAAAGGUCAAGGGACGAAGGUGGCAUGACUGGCGGCUUCGAAACAUUGGUUAAUGAAGAACGGAAUCAGUCGGUCAUAGAGGACGCCAACCACGAAGAGCUGACGGACGAGCAGCUUGCACGGAAGCUGCAAGAGGAAUUCGAUCGCGAGAAUCAGACCGAACAGCGCGCACAAAACGCUGAUGCGCCUUCAUAUCCCCUUGAUGACACCACAUCUAGCACGAUUGAUGGUAUGGACGAUAAAAAAUCACCACAGGAGGUCGCAAAGCAAUCAUUUUCAUUCCGACCAGGGGCAACGGCAAAACAAACAUUGUCGCUACAAUCAGCAAGCGCAACAGAGGACACGAUCACGAACACCAUUCCCUUUGAUGAAAGUCCAUUGAUUUUUGAGCCCUCAAAGUAUGUGCCCCAGUUGAAAGAUCUUUGGGCUCCAGAGAAUGGCAGUGCCACCUAUGCUCUCUUGACAAGGUGUUUUAUCUUGGUCAACAGCACGCAGAGUCGCAUCAAGAUUGUUGAUACCCUUGUAAAUCUCCUCAGAACCAUUAUUGUGGGAGAUCCGGAAAGCUUGCUACCUGCUGUUUGGCUAGCAACCAAUUCUAUCUCACCGCCUUAUAUCGACUUGGAGCUUGGACUCGGCGGCUCUGCGAUCUCCAAAGCUCUGAAAAAGGUCUGCGGCCUGGACAAUACAAGUCUUAAAUCGCUGUACAAUAAGCAUGGAGAUGCUGGUGAUGUCGCUUUCGAAGCCAAGAAAAGACAAACCUUCACACUGCGCAAGCCAAAACCUCUCACUAUCAAGAUUGUCUUCGAAUGUCUUGUCAAAAUCGCCAACAGCAGAGGAACUGGAAGUCAAGAAGUCAAGCAGCGUAUCGUCGAAAGGUUAGUUCAAGAUGCACGAGGUGCAGAGGAAAGUCGAUACAUAGUACGGACUCUGGUUCAGCACCUUCGAAUUGGUGCUGUCAAGACCACCAUGCUCAUCGCUUUGUCCAGAGCGUUCCUGCUCUCGAGACCACCAACAGCUGACUUUAAAAUUGAAUCAGCGGAAAGACUACGGAAGCUGAGGAAGGAAGACUUGACGCCUAUCUAUACCCACGCAGAGGAAAUUGUUAAGGCAAGCUUUGCGAGAAGACCCAACUACAACGACCUCAUACCAACAUUACUUGAUAUUGGCGUGACGGAAGAGCUGCUCCUCAGAUGUGGGCUAGCAAUGCAUAUUCCGCUCCGGCCAAUGUUGGGCUCGAUUACUAGAGACCUCCAAGAAAUGCUCGUCAAGUUACAGGGGCGUGAUUUUGCUUGUGAGUACAAGUAUGACGGCCAGAGAGCUCAGGUACAUUGCGACAAAGAAGGCAAAGUCACGAUCUUCUCCCGACAUCUAGAGGUAAUGACAGAUAAGUACCCAGAUCUAGUGUGCUUGGUACCUAAGAUUCGCGGCGAGGGGGUGGAGAGUUUCAUCCUCGAGGGGGAAGUUGUAGCCCUAGAUAGGGACACUGGAGAGCUCAAGGCUUUUCAGACACUCGCCAAUCGAGCGCGUAAAGAUGUUUUGAUUGGCAACGUCACGAUUGAUGUCUGCCUGUUCUCUUUCGACUUAAUGUAUUUGAACGGACAAGAACUAACAGAUCGACCUUUCCGGGAGCGGAGAGAACUACUACGAAGCCUGUUCAUUGAGAUUCCGCAUCACUUCACAUGGGUCAAAAGUAUGGACGCCACCUCGACCGACUCGGAGGCUGUCCUUGAGUUCUUCAAAAGUGCACUUGAAUACAAGUGCGAGGGGAUCAUGGUCAAAGUUCUUGACAACGUAGUCAAUCCGGAUCUCGCCGUAUCAGGCGUGGAUGACGAUGGACUAGAGGCAGACGCAGAAGCCCCCAGAACGCCCUCAAAAAAACGGAAGAAGGCGGAUCCUAAGACUCAAGCCAAUGCAAGCAAAGAUGAGAAGCAGAAAGGACGCCGAAAAGCGCUUCUGUCAACCUAUGAACCGGACAAGAGGCUUGAUUCGUGGCUCAAAGUGAAGAAGGACUACGAUAGCGCUGCAGCCGACACUCUCGAUCUGAUCCCAAUCGCUGGCUGGUAUGGCCAAGGAAGGAAGAACAAAUGGUGGUCACCAAUACUUCUCGCCGUGCGCAAUCCAGAGACAGGCAACUUGCAAGCCGUCACCAAAUGCAUUAGUGGCUUUACAGACAAGUUCUAUCAAGAGAACAGAAAGAAAUACGAUCCAGACGUCAGCUUCAGUGACGACGAGGAUGGAGAAGAUGCAGAUGGAGUUGUCCGGAAGAACAACACACUGCCGUCAAAGCCGUCUUACGUUGAAUACUUUGGUAGCCCUGACGUGUGGUUCAAUCCCCAAGAGGUAUGGGAGAUGGCUUUUGCAGACAUCACUCUGAGUCCAGUAUAUCCGGCCGCUAUCGGCCUGGUCAACGAAGACCGUGGCCUGAGUCUGCGAUUUCCGCGCUUCCUCAAAGUCAGAGAGGACAAGGGCAUCGAAGAGGCUAGCGAUGCGGACUUCCUCGCCAGUCUCUGGCGCAAGCAAGAAGCAAAGGGAAAAACAGAAGCUGUCGCCAGGGACGGUAAUUCUGGAAGAGAUACAGCCGAAUACGACGACUGAGUUCGCUCUCAACGUUGUUGCGGUCAUGGACGCUGUGCCACUGCCCGAUGAACUUGCGCAGUGUCCAGUUGUUGUUGUGAGGCAUCACAUGCCCGUACACAUGAAGCCUCGGAAAGUCUGACCUGGACACCGAACGCGCUAGCUUCAAUAGCCGC